Messenger RNA from Tripterygium wilfordii, 611 nucleotides. RefSeq names its product flowering-promoting factor 1-like protein 1. The record is from RefSeq and is a predicted model, not a curated record. The transcript has a single exon. Gene Ontology annotation, biological process: regulation of flower development. The coding region runs from base 1 to 372 and encodes 123 amino acids. NCBI's taxonomy places the organism in Eukaryota, Viridiplantae, Streptophyta, Magnoliopsida, Celastrales, Celastraceae.
AUGUCUGGUGUUUGGGUGUUUGACAAGAACGGCGUGGCUCGGUUGAUAAGCAACCCAACGAGAGAGUCCUUCCAGCAAAAAGAACCGUCAAACCCAGGCACAGCCACUGCACCCGGUGCUCGACCCCGGGUCCUUGUCUUUCUUCCUGCCAACCAAGUAAUCCGCUCCUACGCUGAACUCGAGGAGAGGCUCAUCGAACUCGGAUGGACUCCUUACCACAACCUCAACCGACCAAACCUUCUCCAAUUCCACAAGUCCGAGGACUCCGCACAUCUCAUUUCGCUUCCUAAGGAUUUCGCCAACUUCAAAUGUCUUCACAUGUACGAUAUCGUAGUCAAGAACCGCUCUUACUUCGAAGUUCGGGACGCAUAGAGAUUAAAGUGCGUGUUUGUUUGAUGUAAUCAUCGACACUUACAUGAACCAUAAUAAAAAAAAAUGUAAGGUGUCGAUGCUUUGUUUUAGAAGUUUCAAAGCUAAGUUAGGCAUUUUUGUAUCCUUCCAUGGCACCAUCGUGUUCGUGUCUGCAGUUAGGUACUUGCUUAGUUGUAAUAUGAAGAAAAAUCAUCUUGCCAAUGUGUAUCUGCUGAAUGCCGAUCAUGUUAUAUUGAUUG